AUUUUUCUUUAAGAAUAGAGAAAAAAUAUACAUAUAAAAAAUCAAUAUUAAAAAAAAAAAAAAAAAAAGAAAUAGUGUGGAGUUUCAAAUCCCUAACAGGCUGACCCUCUUUCUCCCUUACUUCACCCAAGAGCUUUGAUUCUCUCUCAAAAGCCCUCGCCACGACUGCACGAGACGACCCUCCUUCUCAUCCAUUCCAUUCCCCACGGUGAUCAGAAUUUGGGAAUGUCGAACGCCGUGGAUGCUGCCGGAGAUCCGAUACCAACAUCAGCUGUGCUGAUGGCUUCGUCGAAGCAGAUUGCGUUCAAAUGUCAAGCGGAGAACGUAGCUUUUCUCAAGUGCAAGAAGAAUGACCCAAACCCUGAGAAAUGUCUCGAUAAGGGCCAGCAAGUUACUCGAUGUGUUCUUGGCCUGUUGAGAGAUCUUCACCAAAAGUGCACAAAAGAGAUGGAUGAGUAUGUUGGGUGCAUGUAUUACAAUACAAACGAAUUUGAUUUAUGUCGCAAAGAGCAGGAAGCAUUUGAAAAAGCAUGCCCUUUGGAAUGAGAUCUUAGUCCUCAUGUUUCAAUUGUUUUGCAAUAAUUUGGACAGUUUUGCAGUGCUGUUGUUUUCAAUCAGUUCUGAUAUGGUUCUUUAAGAUUUAUCUUAUCUGCUUUGUAUGUGAAAAAGAUGAUCUUUUUUCUGAGGAAUAAUGCAUAAGCAUGGAAAUGUUAAAACCAUAAUUUACAGA
Messenger RNA from Cannabis sativa, 730 nucleotides. RefSeq names its product NADH dehydrogenase [ubiquinone] 1 alpha subcomplex subunit 8-B. Gene Ontology annotation, biological process: mitochondrial electron transport, NADH to ubiquinone. The transcript is spliced from 3 exons. The record is from RefSeq and is a predicted model, not a curated record. NCBI's taxonomy places the organism in Eukaryota, Viridiplantae, Streptophyta, Magnoliopsida, Rosales, Cannabaceae. The coding region runs from base 226 to 546 and encodes 106 amino acids.